Haliotis rufescens (red abalone) is the source of this 7179-nucleotide messenger RNA. RefSeq names its product MICAL-like protein 2. The coding region runs from base 1 to 3816 and encodes 1271 amino acids. The record is from RefSeq and is a predicted model, not a curated record. Gene Ontology annotation, molecular function: protein binding. The transcript is spliced from 12 exons. NCBI's taxonomy places the organism in Eukaryota, Metazoa, Mollusca, Gastropoda, Lepetellida, Haliotidae.
AUGGCGAUGACGAAGGUGAAGGGGCUGCAGAUGUGGUGUCAGCGCCGGGUUGAGGGAUACCGGGACGUGAACGUCGUCGACAUGACCAAGUCUUGGAAGAGUGGCCUGGCCUUCUGUGCACUCAUACACAAGUUCCGACCAGACCUAAUUGACUAUGACUCCCUGUCCAAGGAAAACAUCUUCGAGAACAAUCAGCUGGCGUUUGAGGUUGCGGAGCGUGAGUUGGCGAUCCCGGCGUUGUUGGAGGCGCAGGACAUGGUUGAGAUUCGUGUGCCAGACAAGCUGAGUGUCGUCACCUACGUGUCCCAGUACUACAACUACUUCAAGGAUGCUCCACAGUUAGGUGGACCAGGUGUGACAGCCAAGCAGACGUCAAGCAGUUCACACAAGAGAUCCCCUGCUGUUCAACCAGUGACUGGGCCAGAAAUCAAGCGGUUUGCUCCAGCCAAUGAUAGGAAUGUGGAAUCCGCAACACCCAAGAGAAGCGAGGAAGCCAAGAAGACCAGCACUCUGGGAGAUAAGUGUGUGAUAUGCAACAACAAAGUAUAUUUGCUGGAACGACAAAUUGAAAAUGGCAAACUCUACCACAGAUCCUGUUUCCGCCAUAGUGAGCUCUCCCCGACAGCCAAGGUUUUUAAAUCAUCCCUCUCCUCACCUUCUGACGACUUUGCGAGUAAAGCGAAAGUGCGUAAAACCGAUGAAAGUCCCUCACGGGCAAAGUCAAAUGGACUCAAGCAUGUGGAAACAUCUCAGAACAGUAAAAGUGACCCAACUAAGUCCUUGUUUUCAAAUGAUAAUAGAUCACAGCCAACUACUGCAAGUGAAACACCAUCAUCCAAACCUGAUCCAUUGUUGGAACGGUUGAAAAGCAGGAUGGAAGUUGACAAGAAAGAAAGUGAAGUUCCCAAGUAUAAGAAGAAUCGACCUCUCAUUUUACAAACGGGCACAAAGGAGUCUGAUGAUAGUAAGAAGGCUGAGCCUCCCACGCCAACAUUCAAUGCAAAGAAGUUUGACAAACAUGAAUUUGGUUUUCUCUCAAAGAAUAAAGAAUCAAAUACAAAGGCUGAAGAAUCAAAACCAAAAGAAACUAAGUCAGGGUUCCUUACCUCUAAAACAGAACCAUCUAAACCUACAGAGACAAGUAGUAAGACAGACUUUCCUGUGCCAAAGUCAAGGAAGUUUGGUGUAAAGGAAACUACGAAAGUUGAAAAAAUGGACACAUCCGAACCUUUCGGAGCAAAGUUAAAGCAUGUCUCUCCAACACCUGUUAAAAAGACAUUUGAAAAAACUAAUGAUAACUCCAAGAAACCUGACCAGGUGAAACCUAAAUCACCUGGAUUUGGGAAAAAGUUGUUAAUAUCUCAUGCCAAAGAUAAGGUGAACACGCCCGACUCUCCCCCUCCUCCUCUCCCAUCAUCACAGCCCCCAAGUAAACUCACCACCAAGUACACCCCACAUACAGAAGCUGCUCCCCCUGUGCCCUCGUCAAUGCCCCCAUCCUUCCCCUAUAAAUCAAGUAACAUCACAGUCAAUCUCUCCACCACCACCACCACCAGCUCCACUAAACCUACAAACAAGGUGGGCAUUCUCAAAACCACCACCACUACCACCACCACCACCACCACCAAUGUUCCCAAGGGCAUCACCACCAAUGUUCCCAAAGGCACCACCACCAAUGUUCCCAAGGGCAUCACCACCAAUGUUCCCAAAGGCACCACCAGUGUCCCGAAGGACACCACCACCAAUGCAGCACCCCUUAAACCACCCAGGUUAUAUAUAGCAGACGUUAGAUCCGAGAGUCCCAUGGAUGUGGAUGAGGCGUUACAUAAGGCGUCACAUCCAAGACCUGGGUCUGAACCUGUUGCAGUGCUUGUCAAUCCCACUGACAAGAACCCUGCUAAGGAAAAGAGGGUUUUAGGUGGACUGUUAGCAAGUCUAGCUAAUGUUCGACAGAGUAAAACAGAUGAUGUGACAUCGCCAACAGACAAUUCAUCAAAUAAAAUGCCCCCUGUUGCUAAGUCUAGUACAGAGGUGAAAAGAGAACCAAAUUCAAAUAGACCAAAGAGUGAGUCUGCACUUCCGAAAUCUAAAGUCGAAUUAAGUGUUGCAAAAACAAAGGUUGGUGCUGAUGUGUCAAAGAAAGAGGUCAGUGAUGGGAAAAGUAAGUCCCCUUUUUCAUUUGUUUCGGAUAAGAUAGGAAUAUUCAAAAAGGAUGAAAAUAAGGAAAGUGCUGACAUAAUUUCAAAAGGUGAACAUAGAUCUAAAGUCACAGACACUUCUUCAAGCAGAACAAGUGCAAUAUCUUCCAGUGUAAAUUUGACGUCUGGUGCUGAGAAGUUAAAAAUGAAAGACACAAGUAAGUCUAAACCAGAGGAGAGUGUGCCAAGUUGGAAGAAGGAUACAGGUUUGAAGGAGCUGAAAUCAAAGGGGAACAAUUUGCUGCAGGACAGUAAUGUUUCGAGUAAAGGCUCUGACAAUGUACCAUCUUGGAAAAAAAGUGAUUAUUCAAAGACAAGAGGAUCUGAUCUGCUGCAGGAUAGCAAGUCAGAGCAGAAGUCUAAGUCAGAAGCAUCAGACCAGGUUCCUUCAUGGAAACAGAGAUUGCACGAUAAAGAUCAGCAUAAAUCAGACUUACUGCUGGACAGUAAUGCUAAACACAAGUCUGAGCCUGUUGCCGGCGACGACACUCCUCCAUGGAUGAAAGCUUUAGAGAAACGAAAAGCUGAAAAGGCAAGGCCAAAAUCAGUAGAUGUUUUGUUAGAAGAGUCUGCCUCUAAACAGGGCAAAUCCGAUCUGGUGGAAAUGAGGGUGAAGCCUAAAGAUGAGCAAGGUUCCCCAGGUUUGAAAGAAAGAGCAAAGUCGGCCAGUAUAUUGGAUGACUCGACAGCGAAGCCAACAUGGCAAUUGGAGGCACAGAGACGAUUGGCUCACAAUAAGCAAGCAUUUGUUGAUCCAGAAAAAGGUAUGGUUGCAACUUCAGACUCGGCUGACUCUAAACCAGUGCAAACUGCUCCUCAGAAGAAGCCUAGGACAUCCCACCCAAUCAGCGACACGCCCAUACGACCGCCAAGGCUAAAGAUUUCACCCAAACCAGUCAGCCCUCCUCCCAGUCCCACAGCUCCUGUCAGACAGCUCAAAAAGAUCUCAAUUGGUGAUAGGUUUGAGUUUAACCCCACUGAGAAGAAGAACAAGGAGCCACCAUCACCAUUGAAGACUCCACCUCAACGGCCCCCUGCUCCUAGAGGAAGUCCUUCCAAGACUGUCAGUCCAGGCCGAAUGUCUCCUGCCAUCAUCCAGAAACAGCUUGACGACAUUGAUAAAAAACUAAAUAACCUGGAAAUGAGAGGACGAGAUUUGGAGGACUCAAUCCGUAACGUGGAUACUACUGACGAGGAAGAUAAUAUGAUGAUUGAAUGGUUCAAACUCAUUAACUCCAAGAACGAAUUGGUUCGCAAAGAGGCUGACCUUAUAUACAUAUCCAAACAGCAGGAUCUGGAGGAUGAACAGGAAGACAUCGAUGAAAUGCUGAAUUACCUUGUCAUGAUACCAGAAUCUAAGAAGACUAAAGCUCAGAAGAAGAGGGAAGCUGACCUGAUAGAAAAGAAGUUGGCCAUUGUCAACCAGCGCAGCAACAUCGUCGACAGCAUCGACGAAGACAGGAUCAGAUACAAGGAAGAAGACAAAGACAUUGCCAUAAUGUUAGAGGAGAAAGUGCGGAGAGGCAGACAAAGGCAGAUGCGCCAAGGCUAUGUUCAAGGUUGGAUUCAGAGGUGGUGGGCAUUCGUACGUGCCCUUAUAUGCCGUCAGUGGAUUUAGGAUUUUCCAAAGGCCACAAAGCAAAAGAAGAGAAGAAACCAAAGACAAGUGGCUUCAUCCUGUACUAAUGUGGCAGUGGCAGUCUGUCCAACCUAGAGGGGCAAGGAGGACAGGAUUGAUGCAAGUGUGCCCUCUCCAUAUUGAACAUGGUUAAAGGAGGGCUCCAUUCAUCCAAAUAGGCUGGACAUGCCUAAUUGUCAUUGGUUAGGCAUAGAUACUUACUUCAUUUCCUGAUUUAGCUGCAACAGAGCGUCUCCAGAACUACACACUUGAACCUGACCAAGAAGACCAGCUAAUGUUUAGUACCAUUGUAUGCAAUGUCAGGCCCAUGUCACAGCCAGUGGUUUGCCUUAUGGUUAAUGCAUAGUUCUAUUGGCAAGGCCAAGGGUUGGUUGCCAGCAGCAGAUAUUGUGUGAUGAACAAUCCAUGUCCACAGUAACAUUGCCAGUAUUUCUAAGAGAAGCAAGAAACAUUAGUGAUGCCUAGAAUGUUGGACAUCUGCCAAAAGGUGCACCUUUCUGGGAUAUUUAAACAUGUUGAUAUGCACCUUGAUCUUGCAUUGACUCAGUGGUCAUGGAUGCACUAUUAAGAGUACAUCACAAGAACAAUGGAUAACACCACUCUACCAAGGAACAAGCCACAUUUGUAUUCGGCUUGUAUCAUCAAAUAAUCUUUACACUGACUUAAAAGGGAGAUAACCCUGUAUUUCAAGCCAAAUUAAUUUUGUUACUUCAGAGACCAUAGUCAGAAAAUUGUCUCUGCAUAUUCAUUUCACAGGUUUGACCUUCACUUUUUAGCGAAUUUGCAACAACAAAAACAGAAUUAACGAAUCCCAUUACAGGAAAUAAUUGUGUUCUGUAACUUUGUGUCUAAAUAGCAUCGACAUUUUGACUGUUUGGACUCUGGACAAGAUCCACUUGUAGCGAGAGGAAAAGUUUUUCUUUUUCCAAAAAAUAUAACGACAAGAAGAAAAUAAGAAAGUAGGAUUUGAGAUUGUUGUUUUGUUGGGUUGUUUUAUGGGGGGGUGUUUUUUUUCUUUUGGACUGCCAAUAUCGUGGAUAUCAGUCCAUAAAAGAAGUAAUAAAAUUAUUCUGGCCCUAAUACAGUGGGUGAGUGAGUGAGUGAGUUUGAUUUUAUGCCGCUUUUAGCAAUACUCCAGCACCAGAAAUGGGCUUCACACAUUGUACCCAUGUCGGGAAUCGAACCCGGCUCUUUGGCAUGACAAGCCAACGCUUUAACCACUAGGAUGCCCGACCGCUCCAUGUAAAUACAGAGUAAACUUUGCAGUCCAGUUACUUUGUAUUGCAGCCUUGUGGUUUACCCGUGUAGCUGAUGACAAGUCAAGUCAGAAUAAUCAUAAUAAUGUUUUAACGGAGGCCGGAAAAAGAAAAGAUCAAUUUUGAUAUUUAAUGAAACACCAACACUGUUUGGCAAGUAUGUGGUUAGAAACUAGUCAUUACAAACUUAUUUAUGUCAUAAUACUAAACUGUCUUUCUGGACAUUGUAACAUUGCAUUGAAAUGCAAAAGACUUCAACAGAUGCAAUAAGGUACAUGUAUAUGUUUUUUUUCAACAGUAAUAUACUCUUGAAAUGACUAAUGUUUUCAUUUUAUUGUGCUUCAACCUUAUAGUGCUGUUAUAUAUAGUAUGUUAUUCUUAUGUAUCAAGACAAUAGUAGUUGACUUCCAAAAUUGAAUAAUUAUUUAUUAUCUGUAGAUGAGUUCAGAAAUUAUCAGAAUUUUGCUGGUGCCCAUUUUCGUUGGCUUUCUUUUCGAAAAUUCUGUUUGGUAGAAGUAAUUCCAUAUUUUAUGAUCAAAUGAACUUGACGUCACUCAUUUGUAUCAGUCAUUAUGAAAUAUGAUGUUACUUCUGCAAUACAGGAGUUUCUGGUUGGAAGACAAUCUAUUAGAAAAUGGGCAUUCUGACAAUGUUUUGAACUAUAAUAUAUUAAUGAAUAAGGUAUACUGCAUUUCCAUGUUAUAAUUUGGCAUUAUUUUAAAUUUGCAUGAACAGUUUUAGCAGUGUUUUUUUUAUUAUUCUACUUGGAUUACAGAUUCAACCUAAAUGUGCAAUAAGUAUAGAAUUAAAGUUCAGUAAUAAAAAAAAGGGAAAUAUUUCAUGCUCGUGCAAAGAAACACUGCAAGCAGGAAAAGAGGGAUCAGAAAACUGUCAUCAACAUAUCUCAACAAAACAUUGAACAGUGUAAUUAAUCAUUUUGUACACUAGACAGCAUUUGAUUCUUUUAGUUUUAAAUGUUCUCGCAGCUUCUCUUGUGGCUUAAUCAUCUGAAGUGUUCCACUUCAAACUGUUCAAUACAUAUUGACAUUUUGCAUUUUUUCAUCAACCUAAAAAUGUCCCAUGAUCACAUAACCAAUGCCUUCUUCACAAGAUUGAUGUGAUGACCAUUGAAUAGAUUCAUGGUAUUUCUUCUAAAACAGUGCAGUGAUCAAAAUAGUACACAAUCAAAUAUAUAUUGAAGUAUGUAUGCUAUUAGCAGAAUGCAUUUCCAUUGUACAAAUAUUGUUUAAUACUGAUAUUAUAGAUUUAUAUCAUUAAUGCAUGUAAUUGCUUGAGCACUAUUAAGUUUUAAUUCUAAAUCGGUUUUCUUAAAAGCAACAUCUGUUUUAAAUGCAACUGUUAUCUGCAUAUACAUAGCAUUUUUCUAUUAGCAAAUCAGUUCUAACAAUAUACCAAGUAAUCAUUUGGAGUUACUCAUCGAGUAAUGGCUCAUGCUGAUUACUGAAAUUAAUAGGAAGUACCAGUAUGUUUGAUAUAAUGGGCCCCUAGUUGUCUCAUAUUGACUAGUCAUUGUAAGUAUUUUUUCUGUAAACUGAUGAGAAGAUACAUUUAAAUUUAAACUGUAUGUUGUCUUAUGAAAUAGAAAUGAAAGAAAGAUCAAAUGAGAAGUUUGUUAUUUUGAUUUGAUUCCAUCAUAUGAUAGAACAUUGUGUAUGUGUGGCAGUCAAUAAGAUACAGAAUGGUUCAAAUAUUUAUGGUCAAAGGAGCUGAUUGAUGAUUGUUUGAGUUGUGCCCCUUUGCAGUACAAGGAUCUGUUGAUAAUUUAUUCAAAUCUCAGAUUUUCCACAAUUAUAUUCACUCACAAAAUCUUGUGAGUGUGUUUAGUUUAACGCCGCUUUUAACAGUAUUCCUCACAAAAUCUUGUGCGUAAGUUAGCAGUUUAAUUUAUAUAUAUAUAAUAUAUCAUAUUGUGUUGGAAGCUAUUCAUUCUGUAAUGGUGCUAUGGUGUAAACUUUGGUCAUAUUUCUUGCCAUAUUGCUUGGCAAACUGCAUAAAGCAAGAGCAUUGAUUGACAUGAUAUCAUUUGUACAUAUUUGCUCUUUUGACAAUAAAAUGUGUAAUGAUA